AUGUUUUCUGACAGCCCAGAAUAUAUUCGACGUGCUAAUACCCCCUUCAUUCCUCCGACGAUAACCAUAUCAGAACUGCACGUUGCUGUCCCACUGCAUCUCUUCCGAAAAUCAACGACAAAAGGGUUGGCCUACGUCUUUCAGGAUGUCUUCUGUACAUACCUUUUGUACUGCUUGACGCCAUACGUCCCUCUUGCUCCUACCGUCCUUCGUUUUCCCCUCUGGGUAGCGUAUUGGUGGUGCCAAGGAAUUGUGCUUGCUGGCUGGUGGUGUCUCGCACACGAGGCAGGGCACGGGACCAUAUCGCAAUACUCGUGGGUAAAUCAUAUCGUCGGCUAUAUCCUUCACACAGCCAUAUUAGCACCCUACUAUUCUUGGAGGGAGACUCACCGGAAUCACCACAAGGCUACCAUGAGCAUCGAGCGAGACGAGAACUACGUACCUCGAACGCGCUCGGAGUACGGUCUCUGGGACGAGAAGGAGGACGAGCGGCUCGGUCUGCUACGCGAUGAGGAGGGACUCCCAGGUCGCCGGAAAGGCUUGGACCCUCACGACGUGUUUGAGGACGCGCCGCUGUACGUCCUUUCGCGCAUGCUCAUCAUGCAGGCCAUUGGAUGGCAAAUAUAUCUCCUCACCGACUCCAUGGGAAAUCCGCGAUAUCCCCCGGGAACGAAUCAUUUCUCACCGUCUUCGGCUCUCUUUAAACCGCGUCAUCGCCGACAAAUCAUCGCUUCGAAUGUCGGGCUUUGUGUCGCUCUUGCUCUCCUCUUGUGGUGGGCUAGUCAGACUAGCCUAGCUCAUGUAGGGCGGGUGUAUGGCGUUCCAUAUAUCCUCGCCAAUCAUUGGAUCGUCAUGCUCACUUACCUCCACCACUCCGACCCGACAAUGCCGCAUUAUCGUUCUCAGACAUGGAGCUUUGUACGCGGUGCGCUGGGGACCGUCGACAGACCGCUUCUUGGAUGGGUAGGAAGGACAUUUUUGCAUAAUGUCAGCCAUGAUCACGUCGCACAUCAUCUCUUCUCUACAGUACCGUUCUACAACCAACCAGAAGUGACGAAGAUUAUUCGGCCACUUUUGGGAGAUGCGUAUAAUUAUGAUAGCACCAACACUUUCCGAGCGCUUUAUCGUACGUUCACACAGUGUUGCUUCAUUGAAGACGAAGGCGAUAUCGUGUUCUACAAAAAUAGAGAUGGCAAGGCCGCGAGAGUUCUGGCUAUUGAAGCCGUUCGGCCUUCGAAAAUCUUCAUAUAACGGCUCUACUCCCUAGUUCAUUUGACAACCUACGUACUAUACCACGUCCUACUAUUAGAUGCUAAUACCUGUCUUUUAUGAUAUCCCGUUCUAGCCUCACGGUCCUCCGUGGCUUAGCUUUCGAGCAGGAUCUACAAUUCAUCGGGGCUUUCUGGUACUGAAAAUACAAAUCCGCGGUUCCAUGGUCCCUAUGCGCUAUACAAUAAUUUGUGACGAUCCGAGGAAGCGAAAUCCCGAGCAGGGUUGAGCAUAUGGAAGUUGCCCUUGAAAGAGGGAGCUCCGGGCAGGUCUGGACGGCAUGGGCGUUUCGGGUUCCUGUGAGAUCGUUCGGUUAUACGGACCACUGGUAUUCCUUCAAAAAUAAUUAUCCUGAAAGAUAUAGCAGAUUCCAUAACCAUCAAACUACAUAAAAGUCACGAGCAGAAGUUCUCUGAUUCGAGCUCAGACAAUGAUGAUCACUAAAAUAUUCUAUGCCAGAGUACCUCCGGGGUUG
Messenger RNA from Guyanagaster necrorhizus, 1744 nucleotides. Its product is annotated as delta-12 fatty acid desaturase. Gene Ontology annotation, molecular function: oxidoreductase activity. Gene Ontology annotation, biological process: lipid metabolic process. The coding region runs from base 1 to 1251 and encodes 416 amino acids. The transcript is spliced from 4 exons. The record is from RefSeq and is a predicted model, not a curated record. Lineage: Eukaryota; Fungi; Basidiomycota; Agaricomycetes; Agaricales; Physalacriaceae.